UUGCACCCGGGACACCCGUCAACUUUUCUGAAACAUUCCGAUAAGUGUCCGACGUCCUACCAUGCCUGGACUGUAACUCACUUUGGAUCGCCGGUCUGUUUUCUUGUGCUCCUGAGUCAUGGCUCCAUUUGGAAAAAACUUCCUUAAAGCCCGAAUGAAAAACAGGACAAAAGAUGCAGAGCCUGUGGUAGGAAAGGAGAUCCAAGUUACUGUCUGCAAUGAAGAGAAGGUUGUCUGUGGAGUAACAAAGCAUACGACAUGUGCAGAUAUGAUUCAGGCAUUACUGGAUGAUCACAAGUCAGUCCCAGAGAGCAAGCGGCUACUGGAUGGAGAACCCAAAGACUUCUGUCUCGUUGAACGGUGGAAGGGUUUCGAGAGAGCUUUGCCACCUCUUACCAGAAUACUGAGACUCUGGUAUGCUUGGGGUGAUCAGAGGCCCUUCAUACAGUUUAUUCUAGUUAAAACCAGUGAUUUCGUGCCUCAGCCUGCUAAGAAAGGUGGAAAGUCCAAAGGGGCCAAGCUGAAGCGAUGUGAGCACGGUCGUGCUCAGUAUUCCCAGUCUCUGCCAGCGGAAAAACAAAAGCGCAUGGUAAAAAAAGCUUUCCGAAAGCUGGAGAAACUUCAUAUGGAGAGCAAAAGCUCCCUAGGUGCAGAGGAGAUCGACCAGAUGGUGCAACUUAUUCUCAACCAGGACCACACAAUUAGAGAGCAGAUCCAGCGGAUAAGGGAGCUAGAUUCAGAGAUUGAGCGGAUUGAGCUGCAAGUCCAGCAAGAAACCAAGUCGGAGACUUCCUUGGCUCAGGCCUGCAGUCCAAAUUCCGAGGCACACAUUGAGGAGCAGCUGCAAGAAUACUUGUACACCAGCGAUGGGGUUGUACAGCUGGACAUGGAGGUUCAGAGGCACCAGGAACUCAUCCUCCAGUUGUCCCAUGAAAUUGACGCUGAGCUUAGGAAGGCCAGCCUCGCUCUGGCUCAAGAUGAAGACCAGGGAGGAAUGGCCACUGGUUCCUGGAUCCCCGCUGACACAGACGAAGCAUUUUAUACUGCUGAAAUCGAGAGGCUGCGGGGCGAACUGAAUCACAGCCUCUUCACCGGUGUUUCCAUUCACAACCAAGCUGCUGAAAUAGACAAGCAGAUAAAGUACUUUGACAAUACACUGGUUUCUAAGGAUCAAGAGUGCUGGCAGCUAGCCGCCCAGCUGAGCUCAUUGCAAAUCACGGACAGCACAGAGGAGGAGCAGCCCAUAACAGUCCAAGGGAAAAGUGAGACCCAGUGCGGCAUUUCUCAGACAGUGAAACUCAAACACACCCUGUCCCCUCUAGACAUUACAGACACAGACUCAGACACUGGGAUUAGCUCCACACACAGUCAGGACUCUCUGUCACCGUGUCUCGAUUUCCCUCCCCCGCUGGACACAGACGUUUGAAGAACCCGGUUCACUCAGCAAUGUGUUCUUCUUCAGUCACCAGCCGCAGUUUUUUACUCCUCACAUGUGCUCUUUGUUUCAUGCUCUGUGCUUGCAAAAUUAGCAAAAAGACACAUUUUCUGCAAUUUUUAGUGUCUCCGGAACUUUGUUGCAUCGUCAUCACACCAUGCCAAAAAGAAGAAUGUAAGAAAUGUCAACUUGGGUUCCAACAAAUUAAUACAAGAGUACUGUGGUUGAUUCUUAAGCGUGUUCACAGAAAAUUGGUCAAAAAUGUUUUUGCAAAGAGUUUGCAAGAUGCAAAACAUAUCCUUGUUUAAUAUGAAUAAUUUUCUCAGGUAUCAAAGUAACAGAUGGUUAGGUAUCAGUGUAACAUGAAAUAAUACAUGCAAGACACUAACUGAGGCUGUGCGUGCGCUACUUAUAAUCCUACAUUAUUGAUAGAAGGUUUUCCCAUUUUUAAUUGCCAACAGAGAUGCAAAGACCAAUUUUUAGAUGUUUAGUUUUGUCACUUUAGAUGAUAGUAAAUAAGCUUUUUGCUUUUUGUAAAGUCCUCAAGCUAUUUAUUAAGUUGCACUUCUUACACACUUAAGGCUAUUAACAAUGUUUUAUAUUAAAACAAAAAGAUAAUAGUUUUGAUGUAGUAUUUGUAAAAGAAAAAUAUACUUUAAACACUGUUCUUGACUAUUCUGUAAAUACAAACCUAGUUCGCCCGAUUUCAAAUGGUAAUUGCCCCUUCUUGAUAUAUCAUUAUUUAACUGUGAUUAGAUGACAUCUUUCCGUCUAGAAAGGGCUACAAAGUCAUUUCUAAGGCUUUCAUGAUUCAACACUAAGAAAGAGAAUAGAUAAAAAUGGCAUCCAUUGCAGAGUUCCAAGGUGAAAAUCACUGCUGACCAAAAAGAACACAAAACCUUGUGUCACAUCUACCAAAAACAACUUGAUUCCUGAAUAUUCUGUGGAUUGAUUAGACAAAAGCAGAACUUUCUGAAAGGUUUGCAUCCUGUUACACCUGAUGUAAAAGGUAGCACAGCAUUUCAUAAGGAAAACAUCAUACCAACAGUCAAACGCAGUGGUGUUAGUGUGAUGGUCUAGGGCUGCUUUCCUGCGUCAAGGCUUUGGCCACUCUCUACCGAACAGACUCUAUCCUGGCAGACGGCAUCACCUGGAACUCAAGUGCACUGAGGUUAUGCAGCAGGACAAUGAUCCAAAGUACGCCACUGAAUGGCUUAAAUACACACAAAGAGCAAUGAGCUCACAAGGAGUCCAAACUGAAAUCUAAUUGAGAUGUUUUGGCAUAACAUCUCAAUUAGUUCAUGCUCAAAAAUAUUCCAGUGGGGCUUAAUUAAAACAAUUCUGCAAAGAAGAGUAGAACAAAGUUCCUCCACAGUGAUGUGAAGGACUCAUUGCCAGUUAUUGCUAAUGUGUAAUUGCAGUCCAUGCUGCUAAGAUUGGCACAACCUGUUAUUGGGUUUAGGGGUUUAGUUUUUGACACAAGACCUUGUUGCAUAGUUAUUUUACCUUAAUAGAUAAAAUUAUCAUUUAAAAAGUGCAUUUUGUAUUUACCCGGGUUAUCUUUGUCUAAUGUUUAAAACAGUGUGACAAAUAUGCAGAAAUAUAAGAUAUCAGGAAGGAGGCAAAUACUUUUUCACAGCACCUUAUGCUUCUGCAAAUAGUAUAAGUAAUUACUGAGAAAGGCACAAUUGUAAAAGAAAAGCUUAUUUAUUUACUGUAGUUACCAAACUACCAGUUACCAGAAUUUUGGGACAUCGUGUAAAAUUCAAGUAAAAAUAAAAUGCAAUGGGUUCAUGAGAUCUGCAAAUCUUGUAAACCCAUUUUGCUCGUAAACAUUCCAACAUUUUAAUAUUUCAUGAAAAUAUUAUCUCAUUUUGGAUUUGGUGACAGCAGCAUGUCUCAGAAAAGUUGGUGAAGGGCAAACGAAAUUCAAGUUACAACAAUUUCUGGUACAUAAAUAGCUGGUGGGACAUUUUUCAGAUAAUUUGGCAACAGGUCAGUAAAAUGACACAGUCUGAAAACAUGUGAAGCCAAAAAUAUGACAAAGAAGACAAAGAAUCUUAUAUCAAAUAAGAAUGGGAAAACAUUCCUCUCCCACGAGUCCAGCAACCGCUCUCCUGAGUUCCCACAUGUUUACAGACUUAGGGGAAGCUACACAGCAUAAACGUGGCUCUCUUCCAACUUUUUUGUCGUGCGGAGAUGUGUUGCUGCAGUCAAUUUCAAAAUGAGCUAAUAUCUUUUUAUUAAAAAGCCACAUUUUUCUCAGUUUAAGCAUUGAACGUGUAUCCUCUUGUUAAUUAAAUAUGGGUUUAUGAGAUUUGCUUAUCACUGCAUUGUUUUUGUUUGCAAUUUUCACAACGUUCCAGCUUAUUUGGAAAUGGGUUUGUAUUUUUCAGAUGUAAUUUUGUGACAAAUCACUAUUCGCUACCUGCCUAAUCAAACACUAGAUUCACUAUCCACCAAAUUCAGUUCACACGCCCUGCGUUUUAACCACUUAAAAAGUAAGCUAUUACUUUUAAGAAUAAUGUACAUCUUGACUUUCAUAAUAAAAGCUAAUACUUUAAAUAACUAAAAACACUGUCGUUGGGUUUUUCGGCACCAUUUGUUUAGGAUUUGAUUGUCUUUUAAAUAAAACCUAGCAACAGUGCUGCCUAAGGAAGGGUAUCUUCUUAUGCAAAUCAUAGGAUUUGAAAUCAUAGGGCUGCUUGCCACAUUUCCAACAGUUUCACAUCUAGUUAGGGUCUAUAAACACUUACGAAUUGGUUUUGAUCAAACACAAAUCUACGCCUGGAGACUGGCGUAGUUUUGUGUCCUUUUUUGGGAAGAAUACAUCUUCCAAUGUUUUUUUAUCAUUAUUAUGAUUAUUUUAGUUGCCAUUUGUAUAGGCACAAAAUCUUGGGUUAUUAAAAAUGUAAAAAAAACCAAAGUUGGGUAAAACAGGCCAUUUAAGCAAACUUUUCCCAUGUUUUUCACCAUUUCACAAGUUUGAUCACAAGCUUAUGUGUUAAUGGUCAUUUUUAAUCACCUCCAAAAGUCAAGGUAAGCACUGGGCUGCUUCUAGAAAAUCUUUAUUCUAAGGUUAAAAGGGGGGGGGAACUAGUGUGUCAUACCCAUUGAAUUGAAUUAAGCUCUCAGUCACCAUAGAGAUAUGACACAGUUACCUCAGAGUCCUCAGGCACCAUAUAAUCAGACGAGAUGGUCACCAGGCUAGCACAAACAACAGCGAGCACUCUCCUCAUGUCUAGGUACUGCUGACAGAUGAACACUUUGUGCUCAGGGCAGAGCUGGGC
Molecule: messenger RNA, 4725 nt
Organism: Haplochromis burtoni (Burton's mouthbrooder)
Lineage: Eukaryota; Metazoa; Chordata; Actinopteri; Cichliformes; Cichlidae
Gene: rassf9
Product: Ras association domain family member 9
Exons: 2
Coding region: 119-1426 (435 amino acids)
Biological process (GO): signal transduction
Source: RefSeq, a predicted model, not a curated record